This is a messenger RNA of Cucurbita maxima (winter squash), 650 nucleotides long. Its product is annotated as signal peptidase complex-like protein DTM1. The transcript has 2 exons. The record is from RefSeq and is a predicted model, not a curated record. Lineage: Eukaryota; Viridiplantae; Streptophyta; Magnoliopsida; Cucurbitales; Cucurbitaceae. Gene Ontology annotation, cellular component: endoplasmic reticulum membrane; signal peptidase complex. Gene Ontology annotation, biological process: anther wall tapetum development. The coding region runs from base 226 to 558 and encodes 110 amino acids.
GAAGUUAAGUUAAAUUAUAUGUAUAGGGCCAAAGCAUUUAAAGAUACAGGUUACCGUUGAAGCCGAGCAGAGACAUUAAAAGAGCUGUACAAUAAAUGCUGCAAUAACUAAGCAGCCUCCACCGGCAAACCCUAGACCUCGGCCCACACGCACUCUCCUCUUCUCUGCAAUGGCCGUCGCUUCGAGUGUUCUCUCAUUUCUUCCUUCGUUUUCAUCUCUAGAUCCAUGGCCGAAGACGCCGCCCUUAAAUCCUCUCUGGUUUUCCUAGCCGCCACCGUCGUUCUCGUCGGAAUCUCCACGCAUUCUUUCAAGAAGAUGGCCGUAACUUAUUUGGUCGGCGUUUUCGCCAUCGCCGGCAUCCUCUUGCCAGACUGGUGCUUCUUCGACCGCGAUUUCUCCCGGUGGAUUUCUCCAGUCACCGAAGAGGAAAGGGAAUCGUAUCGGAUCUCGACUGCAUCUCGGAAUCCAAGGUUUAGGAUUUAUCCAAUCAGACUGGCUGUGUACGCCACAGUUUACAGUGCUGCGCUAUACAAGUGGUGGAAAUUCGUUUCCACCUAAAUCCUCUAUCAUAUCUGUAGUUAUUAUCUGCUAUAGACAUUUUCUUUUAUGCAGAAAAUAAAAAUAAAUUCCCCCAAAAUUUGUCCAUUUUU